GUGGGUGGUGCUGGUGUGUGCUGGGCUGGUUUCACUUGAGCGGACCAGUCCAAAUAAAAAAAUACUCCGCUCCAGAGUCAGCUGCCCUCGUGCAAGAUGGACAGCGUGAACGACUAUGAGGCCGACACAGCGUUUCUGGGGGACUGGGGGCCCUUCCAGCGUCGUCUCUCGCUGCUGCUCUGCAUCACCCUGAUCCCCAACGGUUACGGGAGCCUGGUGGUGGUCUUCCUGGCCGACACGCCGGCCCACCGCUGCCUGGUGCCCGCGCACGGCCCAAACCUGACGGACGAGUGGCGCAACGCCAGCAUCCCCCUGGAGGAGGACGGCCGGCCUACAGAGUGCUCCCGGUACCGGUUGGACACGCUGCGGGUGUACUCGGAAGCGGGCGUGCUUCCUUCCGACGUCAACCUGACUGCCGUGCCCCGAGAGGGCUGCCUGGAUGGGUGGGAGUACGACCGCAGCGUUUACGCCUCCACCAUUGUUUCUGAGUGGGACCUUGUUUGUGCGCAGCAGUGGAAGAAACCGCUGACGACGUCGGUCUACUAUUGCGGUUACCUCGUCGGAUCCUUCCUGUCUGGCCAGCUCUCUGACAGGUUUGGCAGGAAGAUCGUGCUGUUUGUCACCCUGGGGGGCCAGACGCUGUUUGCCUUCAUCCAGGUUUUUUCUCACUCCUGGACGGCCUUCUGCGUCCUGUACUUCCUCGGCGGCAUGUCGCACAUCUCCAACUACCUGUCCGCCUACGUGCUCGGUGCGGAGAUUGCCACUCCUCGAGUUCGCGAGUUCUUCACCACGGCGGGCUCGUGUGUAUUCUUUGCGUUGGGCUACAUACUGCUGCCUCUCCACGCCUACUUCCUGCGAGACUGGAGGAUGCUGCUGCUGGGCAUCACCACGCCCGGAUUCCUCCUCUUAACUUUAUGGUGGUUCAUCCCCGAGUCGCCUCGCUGGCUUCUGUCUCAGGGAAGGAUCGCUGAGGCCGAGGCCAUCUUGAAAGACGCCGCCAAAAUGAACAAAAUAGAGGCGCCGGAAAAAAUCUUCACUCCUCUGCAGAACAAAUGUGGCUUUGAGAAGAUGAAGGCAUACAACAUCUGCGACAUGCUCCGCUACAGCAACAUCCGCUGGAUGUCUGUUGCGCUGUGGUUUGUCUGGAACAUGAUAGCCAUCGGCUACCUGGCCCUGUCGCUCAAUACGUCCAACCUGCACGGCGACGCCUACUUCAACUGUUUCCUGUCGGGGGCCGUGGAGAUCCCCGCCUACGUCAUCACGUGGCUCAUGUUCCGUCGCUGCCCACGCCGACUCACCAUGGCCGGCUGUCUCUUCGCUUCGGGUUUCUUCCUCCUGGUCAUCCAGCUCGUUCCGGCAGGCCUGCACUGGUUGGCGGUGACCCUGGAGAUGAUCGGCAAGUUCAGCUUGACGGUGGCUUUCUCGCACAUCUACGCUUACUCUGCCGAGCUCUACCCGACCGUGCUGAGGAACACGGCCAUGGGCGCCUGCUCCAUGGCCUGCAGGAUAGGCAGCAUCUUCGCACCCUACAUCAUCUACCUGAGAACAUAUUCGGUGUCGCUGCCUUACAUCCUGAUGGGCGUCCUGAUCACUAUGGCGGCGUUGCUCAGCCUCCUGCUCCCCGAGAGCUACGGAAUGCCCCUGCCGGAAAGCAUCGCUCAAAUGCAGCCCGGGUGCUGGCGGAAGGUCUACAAACGCACACACACCAAGGAAGAUGAGACGGCACAGAAGUCCACGGAUGUCCAGUAAACAUAAAUAUUCCAAUUCGAUAGCAUUCAAACCACGGUAUUAAUAAUUAGUGGAUUUUUUUUUAUUUUUGAGCCGAUGGAAGUGUGUUUUUACAUCUUGUAUUCUUCACUGAAUGCAUUAAUAAACAUUGAGGUUGUCAUCAA
Messenger RNA from Phyllopteryx taeniolatus (common seadragon), 1892 nucleotides. Its product is annotated as organic cation/carnitine transporter 2-like. Gene Ontology annotation, molecular function: transmembrane transporter activity. The transcript is spliced from 10 exons. Lineage: Eukaryota; Metazoa; Chordata; Actinopteri; Syngnathiformes; Syngnathidae. Gene Ontology annotation, biological process: transmembrane transport. Gene Ontology annotation, cellular component: membrane. Bases 97 to 1749 code for a protein of 550 amino acids. The record is from RefSeq and is a predicted model, not a curated record.